UUCCACUCCAUGACGGGGAUUUUGAUUGUGCAUGAAGAAAAAACAAGAGAAGGAAAGAACACCGAAAGAGAUCUUUGAGCUGUCGUUUCUGUGCAGUUAUAUACGUUGUGAAUUUUUCCGUGUGGUACUCUAAUGGAUGAGUUUGGGUUUGGGUACUCUCAUCCUCUUCCCCAUUCCUUCCCCUCAAAACCCCAUUCUUUAUCUAAAUAACUAUCUUCAACCCUUCUCUCUAUCUAUAUUCUCUGCUCUGUCUCGCUAAGAUCUCUUUGAAGAAAUAAGGAUCGAGUGAUCCGAUCACCGUGAUAUUUGAAGUGAUUUAUAUUGGAUAAGGAACGAUCUACGUGUUUGUAGGAUCUUUGCUGGUUUUAAUGUUUGUUGCCAGUUAUUGAGGGAAAUGGCAACUUUAGUGGAGCCUCCGAAUGGAAUCAGGCAACGGGGGAAGCAAUAUUACUCAAUGUGGCAAACGUUGUUCGAGGUUGAUUCCAAGUAUGUUCCGAUCAAACCCAUAGGGAGAGGAGCAUAUGGUGUAGUCUGCUCGUCCAUCAACAGGGAAACGAAUGAGAAAGUUGCAAUCAAGAAGAUCCAUAACGUGUUUGAGAACCGCAUUGAUGCAUUGAGGACACUGAGGGAGUUGAAGCUACUUAGAAAUAUCCAGCACGAGAAUGUGAUUGCUUUGAAGGAUGUUAUGAUGCCUAUCCACAGGACAAGUUUCAAGGACGUGUAUUUUGUGUACGAGCUCAUGGAUACUGAUCUUCACCAAAUUAUAAAGUCUUCACAGCCACUUUCCACUGACCAUUGCAAAUACUUUCUAUUUCAGCUGCUUAGGGGGCUCAAGUAUCUUCAUUCAGCAAACAUUCUUCACCGAGACUUGAAGCCUGGGAACCUGCUCAUCAAUGCUAACUGCGACUUAAAGAUAUGUGAUUUUGGGUUGGCCCGAACCAGCAGAGGUAAUGACCAGUUCAUGACAGAGUAUGUUGUCACUCGCUGGUAUCGUGCACCAGAGCUGCUACUGUGCUGUGACAAUUACGGAACAUCCAUUGACGUCUGGUCGGUAGGAUGUAUCUUUGCUGAGAUUCUUGGCCGAAAGCCAAUCUUUCCCGGAACUGAAUGCCUCAACCAACUAAAACUAAUUAUCAAUGUUCUUGGUAGCCAGCAUGAACCUGAUCUCGCAUUCAUUGACAAUCAGAAAGCCAGGAAGUUCAUCAAGUCACUGCCCUAUUCAAGGGGGACACAUUUCUCCCGUCUGUACCCUCAAGCCGAUCCUUUGGCUAUAGAUUUGUUGCGAAGGAUGCUUGUGUUUGAUCCAACUAAGAGAAUCACCGUCUCGGAAGCACUCCAACAUCCUUACAUGUCAGGGCUAUAUGAUCCCAGAAGCAAUCCUCUUGUUCAUGUUCCGAUCAACCUCGACAUAGAUGAGAGUUUAGGCGAACAUAUGAUUCGGGAGAUGAUGUGGAACGAGAUGCUUCACUACCAUCCAGAAGCUGCUUCUUCCGACCCUUUUACCUAGGUAAAUGUCAAAAGGCUUUAAUUCCUCAACAAUGUAAUGUUUCUUUGUGGGCAUUUGAGAAAAUAUAAGGUGUUAGUCCUGAUAUUGGUUUUACCAAGAUUUUGUUUCACGUUGUCUGUUUGGUAGUUUGAGGUCUCUGCAACGGGACAUUGCUAUCUUGUAACUCUGUAUAUAACUAUGCUUGUUUAUCCCUAGUCUGAGACUAUGGUCCUGUAUUAUCGAUCAUGUAAGGCACUUCCUUUGAGAAACUGAAGGAAUUGAAUAAAAUUGCA
Rosa chinensis is the source of this 1779-nucleotide messenger RNA. RefSeq names its product mitogen-activated protein kinase 7. The transcript has 3 exons. Bases 395 to 1507 code for a protein of 370 amino acids. NCBI's taxonomy places the organism in Eukaryota, Viridiplantae, Streptophyta, Magnoliopsida, Rosales, Rosaceae. Gene Ontology annotation, cellular component: nucleus; cytoplasm. Gene Ontology annotation, biological process: protein phosphorylation; intracellular signal transduction. The record is from RefSeq and is a predicted model, not a curated record. Gene Ontology annotation, molecular function: ATP binding; MAP kinase activity.